AUGAAGUUACACGAAUUGAAACUAAAUGUAGUCCUAGUAAUUUGUAUCAUAUCUAUGAUUUGUGUGUCCAAAUCAGCCCCUAAUGAACCGAAAAGACGAAUCUCGUCGUUCAACGGGAGAAUAUUUAGAAACAGAAAAGAGAGAUCAAUAAAACUUAUGGAUGAUACAGAUGAUGUAGAAAAGAUGGACGAGUCAGAAACAAUGGACGAGGAACACACAGCAGAAGAAUAUGAAGAAGUUCCACUGAAUAAUCAAGAAGGGAAGGAGAACGAAGAAGUUAAGGAUAAAAAGGUUAAAGAGAAGAUAAUAGAAGAAUCGUUAGUUAGAAGAUUAAUAAGAAUGAUGAAAAUUAAGAAAAAAGAGCCAGUAGAAAAAGAUGAAGGAAAGGAUGAGAUAUCAGAACUUUGA
Molecule: messenger RNA, 408 nt
Organism: Theileria orientalis strain Shintoku
Lineage: Eukaryota; Apicomplexa; Aconoidasida; Piroplasmida; Theileriidae
Exons: 2
Coding region: 1-408 (135 amino acids)
Source: RefSeq, a predicted model, not a curated record